AUGGAUAGCAUCUUCAACAAUGGACCCUAUGUCAGCAAACUGCUGCUGAACGCGAUUUUUCUACAGAGCAGUCCCUUCACUGAUCUCAGCAUUGUACGCACAUGUCCCGAAGAUCCUUCGAUAACAGGUAUGGGCUUCUACGAUCGCUUCAAGGAGUUGCUCCCUCAACAUGUCGACAAUCCGACUAUGCCUACGGUGUUGGCACUCGUCGUAUGUGGGGUUUAUCUAGUUCCGUACGGCAAACAGAGCGCCGGGCGGGUGUACUGUGGCAUGGCGUACAGAGUGAUGGUUGAUCUAGGCUACCACCUAGACAUGCCGCGCGGUAUUGAUCCCGAACGGAGGAUCUACUGGAGCGCCUGUACAAGCGACAAGCUCCAGUCACUCUACUUGAGCUGUCCUCCGGGCCUGCUCUAUAAGGACGGCAACAUCUCCAAAGUGUUUCUGGGCUCAUACGAGGAAAUGGAGCAGUGGAAUCCUGGUAGCGCGAGUAUCAGCCCAACAACAAGCUACAAGGAACGCCCGGCCUAUGCAAUCAGCUGCUUCCAAGGUAUGCUACAGCUUGCUGCAAUAACGUCGAUGCCGGAUCUAUUACAUUUUCGGUCUCAAAUGAGGGAGAAACCCAGUGAAUGGACGGAUAGUCUACCAACUCACCUCCUAUUCGAGCUAGGCGAAGAUGACACUCCUCCGCCUAAUCUAGUUUCACUGCAAGUUUCAUACUGGACCUUGGUCAUCUUGCUCAAGCAGGCGUUCCUGAACCGAGGCCACUUUCACUUUCCUAUCGAGCCUGUCUCUAGAGAUGACGGACGUCGGAGCUGCAUCGACGCCGCAUUCAAGAUUUGGCGUCUGUUGGAAGCCUAUGACACGUGCUUCACGCUCAGACACGCGCAUUACGGGCUGCUUUAUGCUGCGUAUAGCGCUGUGUUGGUCAUACUCCGGCAUGCCCAUCAAGAUCAAGAACAUUGCAUUAGACACACCAAAUUCUUCUGGAUGAUUUUGUCCGAGUAUCAAAGAAAGUUUGGCCGAGGAUUGCGGAAGCCGUUCAAGGUGCUCAAGUCUUUGAUGCAGCAGAUGAAGGAGGUAUCCCGACGUAUCAGUCUGGAUGAGUCAAGCAACUCCAAUGACCAGCAUCCUGCGGGUGAGUUGGUGUAUUCCACCUAG
Molecule: messenger RNA, 1158 nt
Organism: Colletotrichum scovillei
Lineage: Eukaryota; Fungi; Ascomycota; Sordariomycetes; Glomerellales; Glomerellaceae
Product: nitrogen assimilation transcription factor nira
Exons: 4
Coding region: 1-1158 (385 amino acids)
Biological process (GO): DNA-templated transcription
Molecular function (GO): DNA binding; zinc ion binding
Source: RefSeq, a predicted model, not a curated record